This is a messenger RNA of Pyrus x bretschneideri (Chinese white pear), 3345 nucleotides long. RefSeq lists its product as uncharacterized. NCBI's taxonomy places the organism in Eukaryota, Viridiplantae, Streptophyta, Magnoliopsida, Rosales, Rosaceae. The transcript is spliced from 4 exons. The coding region runs from base 127 to 3177 and encodes 1016 amino acids. The record is from RefSeq and is a predicted model, not a curated record.
UUUCAACUUUAAUUAGCUUUAUAUUGGAACGACAAAACCAAACCAGUUCUACUCUUCCGAACUUGUUUUAGUUCUUCUCCAAGGUUUCUCUUUGCCUAAAGUCCGUUCUUUUUUAGCCCAUUUGAAAUGGGUGACAAAAAAGCAGAAACAACCAAGAAGAACCCACAACAACCCCAGCAGCAGCAGCAGCAACAACAGAAGCAACAGAUUUCACCUUCUCCCAAUGACCAACAACCGCCGCCAACGGCUGUUAAUAUCAGUGGAGCAGCAGCUGCAGCUGGUGUCCCCUUCAAUAUUCCUCCUCCCUUGUUUGUCCCCACCGGUACUCCAACAACCUCGUCUUCAUCACCCUUUGAUCAGCAUCAGUUUGAGGCAGCUGUGAAUCCAAAGAGGCCAAGAUUUACGAGUACAACCGGACAAUGGAAACUUCUUCCUUCACCGUCUUCCCAACAGAAACAACCCCAAGUACCAAUUCUGCCCUCAGAAUCAACCCCAUCUCCAAAUAAAAAAAAUACUCAAUUAUCCCAACCCCAUGUCUCCACCAUCGGAGAAGCUUCCUCCUCCGACACCGCCUCAUCGUCGCCGCCGCACUCUCAUCUGCCGUCUGUGUCAGCAACGUCAGGGCAGGACCCAAACAAGACAGUAGCAGGAGACCCUCAAAACCCGGUCCACCACCACCACCAGUUCAGAAAAGGAAAGUACGUAAGCCCGGUUUGGAAACCAAACGAGAUGCUAUGGCUGGCGAGGGCGUGGAGGAUUCAGUAUCAAGGUGGGGCAGCUGGUGGGUAUUCGGAUCAUGGGUCGGGCUCAUCUUCCAGAACAGAGCAGUUACAAACAGAGUCGGGCGGCGCCACCACCACUCCUCACACCAGAGGCAAAACUAGAGGCGACAAGGACAUGGAAGUCGCCGACUUCCUUCAGAAGCAUGGCAUCAACAGAGACGCGAAAACGGCGGGAACCAAGUGGGAUAACAUGCUGGGAGAGUUUAGAAAGGUUUAUGAGUGGGAGAGAGGUUCUGAGAGAGAACAAGUGGGGAAGAGUUACUUCAGGCUUUCGCCGUACGAGAGAAAGCUACAUAGGUUGCCUGCUUCUUUCGAUGAGGAAGUUUUCGAGGAGCUUUCGCAGUUCAUGGGGUCAAGGACGAGAACUCCUCAGAGCAGAUUAGGGUCGGUUGGGGACGACAGCCGAUCGGCUCUUGUUACGACUAGAAGUCUUCCCCAACCGCCUUCGUUCAAAGAAGACGACUUCCCUCUCUCAGGUAGGGGAAAGCAACUACUGAUCAUGAGCGGUGAAGGGGAACCGUUUUACCACGGAGGAAGAGGGACUUUUCUAGGGUUUCAUCACCAUGAUCAGUCUUCCAUAGACUUUACAACUGGCCUCUCUUCAUCUUCUUCCAAGGAGCUUCGUCGAAUCGGAAAGAUUCGAAUGACUUGGGAAGAAUCGGUGAGUCUGUGGGCGGAAGAAGGGGAGCACCACAGAGGGAGAGUGAGGCUGCAAGGCUUGAGCUUCUUGAACGCCGACGAGCUCACUUUCUUUGAUGAUUCCAUGGUUGCCUGCAGCAUGGAAGCUUUUGAAGAUGGCCAUUUUGGAGGCUUCUCCGUUGACCGAUUCGUAUCGGGUCAACAAGUCAAAGUCUUUGGCAGAAGAAAGCCUUCCUCCACUACUUCCGGGUUCAAUGAAAAAGUCCAGCUUUCCUUACCAGAAUCUUCAUCAAGAUCAAUGCCUCCAUGGGAAUUUCAAGACCCAACGGAGUACUACGUGGGGUGUCUUCGAGUCCCACCGCCAUCACUUCCUACCUUACUUGAGCUUCAAUGGUACGUACAAGAGCCACCGCCGGAGGAACUCCGUUUCCCACUCCGAAAAGACGUGUACCGCGACUUACCACAAGGGAAAGAGAUCUUCUUCACCACCUCAACAGAAUUGCUAGACUGUAGAGCCAUCACAUACGAUAUUCUAAUCCCUAUAGUCCGAACCAAUCCAAGUCUAGCUGCUGCUACUGCCACAAGUAGAGACUCCUUCAUUCCCAUUUGGGACGACUGCAUCAACCGAAUCGUCUCCAAAUUUUGUUCACUUGAAAUGGUCUUCAUCCGCAAGCCUAACUCCUCAUCACCGACUGAACCAUUACAGGAUCAAUGGCCAAACCUGACAGGCUUUGUUCGAAAUUUUUGUCUAUGGAGAGGGGAAGAAGCCCAUAAUUUAAAAGAUGUCCGCGACAUUAAUCCGUCAAGCUCAAUAGUUGAGAAACUUCUGUGGACUUACGUGGAUCUUCCUUAUAUAUUAGGGUACUACGCAAUCGGUCAUGUUGUAACAUUUUGUGCAUUGAGUCGUGUUCAAGAUCGAAUAAUUCGCACUGAUUUGGGCACGGUUGACCUGUCAUCGCCCUCGGAGAGACUCAAAGCCCUAGUCCCAUGUCACAGAAUUGCAAGCCUGUUGCCAUUGCUAGCCGAUCGAUGCUUCAACCCCAGUACUAAUUGCAAUGGUGGCUCUGACAACAUGCUACCUUAUAGCGAUUUUGAGAGGUUCAACAUGGGGAAUGGAAAUGCAAUCGAAAUGACGCCAACCACAGUGACUAGAUUUUAUAGUAACAUUCGGAAGGCGACCGCGGUCAAAGAAAUCUACGAUUUUCUCGGCCAACGAAUACCCCAUGCAGAGUACAUCCACAGAUCCUUGGAGAAAGAUUUGGCUUUGGUGUUUAAGCCCAGAGGGUGCAAGUUCAAGCCUACAAAUUGCAACCAGCUCGUUGAGGCUCUCAUGUACGUGACUAAAGCGCUUGUGGCUUUGCACGACUUGUCGUUUAUGCAUAGGGAUAUAUGUUGGGAGAAAGUGAUUAGGAAUGAGAGGGACAACGAGUGGUUUGUCUGCGGCUUCGAAGAGGCGGUCGGGGCUCCGCAGAUAUACCCGCACAAGUCGGUGAUGGCGGGAGAUGCGGCGGCGCGUGGGAGGCAUGCGCCGGAAAUGGAGAGAGGGUUGCAUGGUGUGAAGGUGGACGUAUGGGGAGUAGGGAAUCUGGUGAGGAGUUGCGGGUUGACAGGUGUUCCGAAGAUGCUGAGGGAGCUCCAAAACCGGUGUUUAGAUCAGAACCCGGAGAAGAGGCCAACUGCAGCCGACUGCUACCACCACCUGCUGCAGCUGCAAUCGUCUCUGCAGUCAGCCACAGCUGGUGGAGUUUUGAUGUGACCGCGACUCUCUCUUAUCUCUCUCAAAAAUACAUUAUUAAUUAAUUAAUUAAUUGGAUUUUGUUUUUCGUUAUGUGUUGUCUUUAUGGAGGGACACGUUUUGGUUGGAUGCUUGGAGAAAUUUUUAAUUCCGACAGGAACAUAAGUGGUACGCAAUAUGUUUUUAAGU